AUGGGAAGCCGAAUCUGCCAUGGUGCAUUUGACAUGGUGCAAACAGCAAAGUCCUCAACCUCCGAGAGAGUGCCUGGCAUUCCACUCCAAGCAAUUGACCAGUUUGAGUGGAUUGCUGCUGAGGCAAUCAACUUUGAGUUUUUUGUCUCAGAAAACGAGUACAAGCCUUUGCUUAUGGAUUGGCGUCUUCCUCCUCCCACACCUCGGCUCGCGUCUGGUCCUUCCUCUUCUUCCUCGCUUCCGCCUUUGUCACCACCACUCGUCCCCGUCAAAAUUGAACCUGGCGUAACGCCAUUGGCCGCUAUCAAGCUUGAGCCACCAUCACCUCCCACUUUCCUCCCUGCUAUCAAGGUCGAGGAAUUGGAUGACGAGCAUGCUUUGCUUGCUGCGAUGCUUGUCCGGGGCGAGGACAACUUGCGUGCUGUAAGCAUGCCUGAGGUCUCCGAACCCACCACCACCACACCACCAACAUCAACAGCUCAUUGCGGUUUUCCACCUCACGUUUGA
This is a messenger RNA of Lichtheimia ornata, 507 nucleotides long. RefSeq lists its product as uncharacterized. The transcript is spliced from 2 exons. The coding region runs from base 1 to 507 and encodes 168 amino acids. NCBI's taxonomy places the organism in Eukaryota, Fungi, Mucoromycota, Mucoromycetes, Mucorales, Lichtheimiaceae. The record is from RefSeq and is a predicted model, not a curated record.